UGAAGACAGUGACCUUCUCGCAUAGGGCGUCUGUCGCACGUUGUCGUCUCAACAGAUGCCGCAUCAUGAAACCUUCCCUAAUAAUCAAUCAGCCAUAGAUCAUUUUCCGAAUAUGCGUACUAGCCUCCACGUUGGCCUCCACCAGAUCCAUUGCCGUACAUCAUGGCCGUUCCACGUGUUGUUCCCCGAGUUAUGAGCAACGUGACGGGCGAAGCUGCCUCUGAUGGACGGCUGCUGGAAGUCGUCCUUCCGCCUGUGACAAGUUCGACGCUCGUGCCCAAGACGGGCUCAGCGACACAGCCUGAACAGAAACGGCAGAAGAGAUAUGCACCCAAGGUUCGAACAGGCUGUCUCACGUGCAAGAAGCGACGCGUCAAGUGCGACGAGACAAAGCCCAAGUGUCUGAAAUGCCUCAAUUCCGACUACCAGUGCGAUGGCUACGCCGUGCCCAAGGCCUGGAUCUUUGAGCCGUCAGCAUCGAAACGCCAGAACGUCAAGGAAGAACGCAGGAAUUCUGGGAACAAUGCUGAGGAUGCUGACGUGCUGGAGCUCCGCCCUUCUCCCUCGACGCAGACCUUCACUCCCGACGAAGCAAGAUCGAUGCAAUUCUAUCUGCGACGCUCCGGACGAAUGGUUGCGAAAUACGAUCAUUCGCGGUAUGCUUUCUGGAUGGAAAUGCUUCCUCGAGCCGCACAUAGAUUGGAGCCGGUCAAGCACGUUCUUGUUGCCACCGCCCUGCAAGAUGAACUCCUAACGUGCCCAACCACGAUCCCGAGAAUCGAGCGCCGAAUCAUGUAUCACUACCAACAAGCACUGUCCAAGACGGUGCACACGCGACCAACAAUCGACCACAUUCUACUGAACUGCUUGGGCAUGUUCUAUUUCGACAGCCUGCGCGACAACACCGAGCUCAUCGUCCUGCACAUUCAAUCCGCUCGAAAAAUAAUCGACGAAUGGAGAAGCAAAGACGAGAAAGCCCCUCCUGAGGUUCUCGACAUUAUCGAGGCCGUUGACGGCAUUGUCACAGAGGCUUUAAGUUACUGCCAGAUCGCGCCGGACCCAUCCUCGAUCGCGGAUCUCGAAUGGGAUAAAGCUCCCACCGCAGACCCCUACGACUCCGUUGACGACGCAGAACACGCGCUUAUCGCGUGCUUGGGCAAUCUUUGUCGAUCAGCAGGCCAAGUCCCACUUGCGCUGGUGCGAGCAAACGCUUUCCUUCGCUCUUGGGUAGCUGAUGGUCGAAGUGCCAUAAAGAAGGCGGAUGUUGACACAACUCUGAACUUGGCCUCUUUGUUUCAGAUCGCAAAGGACACAAUAAAUCUGCUCGAUGAAGCCUCGCAGUCCCCCCAAGAGGAGCGUUGGUUCCAGCUAUACAAUAGCUUGCAAGACCUGCCCAAGCUACGUUCCGUGAAGUACCGGAAACCAGUGAUUGCGCUCAUGAGCCUGCUCCAGCAGAAGAGUCAGACAAAAGAGCAAGCGACCGCCACAAAAGCGCUAUACAAGCAUCUUCAACGAGGCAUUUUGUAUGAUGAAUGAGCGUGGAUGAUGGGCAGGUCGAACAACAAGAAAGCGAAAGACGCAGGACAACAGUGGACGGACGAAGUGGUCAUUUAUUAGUCUGAGUGGGGCCGUCGAAUUUAUGCGUGGACAAAGGCGCUAGGCGAGAUCCAUAUGGGCAUCAAAGAGGUCGGCGACCACUUUCGAACUCUUGCCGUUCCGCGACAAGCAUGUCGCAGAGAUUGCGAAAUCAUUGUCAACUUACCUGGUUUGUGGGGCAUGUCUCGACAAGGCUGAUUGACACGCGCUAAAGAGCGAUUCCGCCGCGGCGAUUGGCUCAACGGUUCGCUUCGCUCCGAAGCCGUGCUGACCCUCCAGUAUGCGAGGUGCACAACGAGACAUGGAAGUCCCGAGAUGGCGGGGCGGAUAGCUGCGAGACUUUCCGCAUACCUGCGAGAGGCAGACUGUAACCUAGCAUGAGGAAGCUGUACGUCUG
Verruconis gallopava is the source of this 1993-nucleotide messenger RNA. RefSeq lists its product as uncharacterized. Gene Ontology annotation, biological process: regulation of DNA-templated transcription. Bases 163 to 1536 code for a protein of 457 amino acids. Gene Ontology annotation, molecular function: DNA-binding transcription factor activity, RNA polymerase II-specific; zinc ion binding. Lineage: Eukaryota; Fungi; Ascomycota; Dothideomycetes; Venturiales; Sympoventuriaceae. The transcript has 2 exons. The record is from RefSeq and is a predicted model, not a curated record.